Molecule: messenger RNA, 3464 nt
Organism: Toxotes jaculatrix (banded archerfish)
Lineage: Eukaryota; Metazoa; Chordata; Actinopteri; Toxotidae
Gene: b4gat1
Product: beta-1,4-glucuronyltransferase 1
Exons: 2
Coding region: 326-1621 (431 amino acids)
Molecular function (GO): glucuronosyltransferase activity
Source: RefSeq, a predicted model, not a curated record
CAGCGUCGGAGCAGGAUGAUAGCAACUGUGCUGUGUUUUGAUGGAGAUGACAGAAGCUGCAGCAGUGCCGUCCUUUUAUUCGCGCUGUUUCACAGCCGUAUGAAAAUCUGGGGCAGCGGUGCCACUAAGUAGCAAAAUAUGCCGUCGAAUAUCCGUUGCAUUUCCAGCCCUGACCGGCUGCAGUGUUAGCAUUACGGUGGCUAUGUAGGUAACGUUAGCUGGGACGCUCGGACAGAAAUAGCCAGCCCUCAAGCAAACAUCAGCCUGCUCCGGUGUGUGGACCUGCUUUGUGUACGGUGAUCGGUCAGUUCGCAGUUUCUCUGGAAUGCAUCUCUCCAAGAAGUGUUCCGCCUUCAAAGUGGUGCUGAGUGCUCUGCUGAUAGUGGCGCUGCUGCAGCUCAUAUACCUGUCCUUUUUAUCCAAGUUUCACGGUAAGCAGCAGCGGUACCGGUACUCCGAGCUCUUUGGGGGCUCUGGAGCCAAGAAAAAUGCGCACCCCGAGAAGAACACGCGGAAGGAGCGUCUGAGGUACUCGCUGUCUACCGGUGGGAUCUUCGACAACAGCGGUCAGUACCGAGUGUACAAGAACUUGAUCAAAAGCGAUUUCACCACAAAUCAGAAACCAGGGUCCGACCCCAGCUCCAAUGUCCUGGCUUUAGCCACACACACAACCAUCAACAACCUGCAUCACCUGGAGUCUCUUCUGGAAAGGUGGCAGAACCCCCUGUCUGUGGCCAUAUUCGCACAUGGCCAAGAUGUCAAGUUUGCCACAGCUCUGGUCUAUGCCCUCAGCUUCUUUUGCCCCCAGAUCCAAGCCCUGGUGGACUUCCACUUGGUCUGCCUGUCAGGGGAGAUGGCCAGUUUCCCUGAACAGGACCGUGAGCAUUUUGCAGGGCUUGAGGACUGUGCCUCUGUGUUCUCCAGACUGGAGACCCACAGGGACAAGUACAAGAACUAUGUCAUCAGUGGGAACGUCUCCUACCCCAACAACCUACUUCGUAACGUUGCCCGUGGUGGCACAGAGUCCUCCUUCAUCCUGGUCAUUGACAUUGACAUGAUGCCAAGUGCUGACCUGCACCGGCAAUUCCUGGCCAUGAUCAUGAGCCGAGAGGCAGCGAGUGACGAGGUUUUUGUGUUGCCUGCUUUCGAGAUCCGCCACGCCAGGAAGAUGCCUGCCACCAAGGCAGAGUUGGUCCAGCUCUACCAGGUGGGUGAGGUCCGGCCGUUUUAUGAAGAGCUGUGUCCUCGCUGUCAGGCCCCCACCAACUACUCACAGUGGGUUAACAGCCACGUUAGAGGGACAGGCACCUUGGAAGUUGCCUACACGCUCGACUGGGUGGACCCCUGGGAGCCUUUCUACAUCGGGCCCCGCACUGUGCCCCUUUAUGAUGAGAACUUCAAGCAAUAUGGCUUCAAUCGCAUCAGCCAGGCCUGCGAGCUCCACGUGGCCGGAUACAGAUUCUCGGUGCUGAGCUCAGCCUUUGUGGUACACCGAGGCUUCAAGAUCCAGGGGGAGUUCCAUGCCAGGAAAGACGAAGAGAACAAACGCAACCGGGUUCUGUUUCGCAGCUUCAAAGAGGGCCUGAAAAGCAAAUACCCAUCCUCCACAAGAAGGUGCUGAAAAGAGAUGAGGACUAUAUCCUGCCUGCAUCAGUCUCUAAUGAAAUCAUUCUUCUGCUCAAAUGAUGGAUGCACAUUUUUUUUUUAUUUUGACCAGACUUAAUUUCCAGUCAGGCUCUCCCUGCCCAAAACAUCCUAGUUUUCCCACGUUUUCUUGUGAUGAUGGCACAGUUGGAGUUAAAGCUAGUCCAGCUCUUGGGCUUAUUUCAAGUCCUUCUGAAAAUGAGCAGCAGGGAAAUGUUCUCCGGGGAUUUCUGAGAUUGUCUUGCUAGUUGGGACUGAAAGGAAAAAACAGCAGGGACUCUUGAGGUUUUCUGUUUUUUUUUAAAAAAUGAAGCACAUAUUUAAAAUAUAGAUGGAAUUCGAUACACGUUACUUUUAAACUAUAUAAGGUACACAUUAUAUUUUAAAACAUUAUUGAGCUUCUCUGAAUACAAAAAUAGACACAAAAAUGUGACUGCAAGCCGCAGAGUCUCUACAUACUCAAAGAAACAGAAGUCUGAAUUUCACUGUAUGUAACGUGAAGUUUAAGGGUCUACAUUUCAUGACAGCUGAUCAAAUAUUGCCUUGUUCUUUGAAAUUCAACUGGAAGCACAUUUAAUCCUCCCCCUUUUUGAAGUCAAACUAAUGUCAAAUUUAUGUGACAUUAUUACUGUAUGCAAAUAUUUGAUUGGCUGUAAUCAAACAAGUUAUAAAUCUAUGUGUAUGGGUUUGGACAGUUUUGUCAGAUUUUAUAAUAAUGGCAUGAAACAAUAUGGCAGUCUGAUUAUGAAGUUAACAAAAGACCUCAAGUUAAUGGGAAAUCAUGUGCGACCCUUUGAAUUUUGUGCCAAUCAGUGAUGUGCUCCCGCCACCAGAUGGCAACAAGCACUUGAGUGUCAAGCGCUCGGUUGCUGUUCAUACUUUAGCCUGAAGUGAGAAGUCAGAAACACUACAGCGGAACACAGGGAUUACACAACACCAGUGUUGUUUGGCGCUCAGAGGGAUGUGAAUUCACUCUGCGCCACUGCUAUCAGCACAUUUCAGAAGUUUUCGGUACCCUGUCAGUGCUCGUUCUCGCCUCAAACUGUCUGAGGUGAUUACUCACACAUCACAAGGACAACAAAGCACUCAGAAACACAACACUAGCAUUUUGCCAACACUGUGAAAAACUACUGUAUCAUAACACUGAGGAUCUGACACUGGUAGUAAAGGUAUGUGAGUGAGUGAGCUACAUGUGGAAAAGUAGCAUGGUUAGUGGGUACAAAGAUACUGCAUAAUCAAAGUAUAAACCACAAGCAAGAGCAGCCUGUGUUAUUAAAAGGACUGCUGUGGAAAUAUUCAUCUCAACACCACUAGUAAACAAAUAGCAAAUUAUAGAUCUUAUACCUCUGUAAUUCUGUAACCCACAGGUACAUACAGUACAAACAGUAUUAAACCUUGACUACCACUUUUCUCAUCUCUGUUUAAUGAAAACACAUAUAAGCAGCAUACACAAUGAUGUUUGGUUACUUUAAGUGUUAAACUGUUAUGUAACUGUUGAUUUUGGAGAGUUUUAAAUAAUUUUUCCGUCUUCACUUGUAAUUUUUAUGAUAUAUUUAUUGUGGAAAUAGUUUCCUUUAACUGGACUUGGCUGACCCUUUUUUUAUGACCCCAAGCAGGAAAAGCUGUAGCACGAAACUGUGUGAUUGUGUGAAAAAUUACAUUUGGUAUGGAUCAUUUAAGAGUUUUUGUUUUAGAACCACUAUGAAAUUAUUUUAUUUGGUAUUUUUGGAGUGAGAUCAACUUCAACAGAUUACCUUGUGUGAUGACGUUAAGUGGUGCUUUAUUUGUUGUGUUUUUUUUUUCCUCACUUGAAAACAGUU